Lepisosteus oculatus (spotted gar) is the source of this 1933-nucleotide messenger RNA. The record is from RefSeq and is a predicted model, not a curated record. NCBI's taxonomy places the organism in Eukaryota, Metazoa, Chordata, Actinopteri, Semionotiformes, Lepisosteidae.
UGGGGCCCGGUGACGUCAGCGGCAGCGUGAGGGGCCGCCGGAGUCGGGAAGAGUGCGAGUUUGGGGACAAGAAGAAAGACGCAACAGGAGACUUCGGCCGUGACCGAACUAGCAGGUACAGUGACGUUGGGACAUGGAGGAAACCGGGAACAAGAGCGGCUCCGAGGCCGAUGUGGACCCGCCAUUGGAACAGGGCAGCCGGGAACAGCAGAGCGUGGUGACCCGUGUGGCCAGCCUGCCCCUGGUGAGCUCAGCCUGCGGCGCGCUGUCCAGUGCCUACAGCAGCGCCAAGGAGAGCGCCCCCUACCUGCGGGGCGUGAUGGACGCGGCUGAGAGCGGCGCAAGGACUCUGGGUGCCGCCGCUGCCUCUGGCUCCCGGCCCCUGCUGGACCGGCUGGAGCCCCAGCUCACUGUGGUGAAUGAAUACGCCUGCAAGGGUCUGGACAGGCUGGAGGAGAAGCUGCCCAUCCUGCAGCAGCCCACAGAGAAGGUGGUGGCCGACACGCGAGAGCUGGUCAGCAGCGUCCAGCAGUCGGUCUCGCAGUCGGUCUCCGGAGCCAGGCAGGCCGUGACUGGCGCAGUGACGGGUGCAGUGGGCGUGGCCAAGGGGGCGGUGCAGGGCAGCGUGGACGUGACCCGCGCGGCCGUCAGCGGGGGGGUCAGUACCAUGAUGGGGUCAAGGGUCGGCCAGAUGCUGUCGAGCGGAGUGGACCUGGCGCUGAGCCGAUCGGAGGAGUGGGUGGAGCAGCUCCUGCCGCUCAGCCACAGGGAGCUGGCUGCGCUGUCGGAGCCGGUAAGCGGCGGGGAGGCAGGGCCUCCGGCGGCUCAGCAGAGCUACUUCGUGCGUCUGGGCACCCUGUCGGCGAAGGUACGUCAGCGGGCGCUGGAGCUGUCGCUGGGCCGUGCCCGCCGUGCCCAUGAGAGUGCGCUCAGCACCCUGGCGAGCCUCACCACCACCCUGGACCUCAUCGAGCGCACCAAGGCAGCGCUGAGCAGCGCCACGGACCGCCUAGGGGGUGCUCAGGAGCAGCUCCUGCAGCACUGGGCCGAGUGGAAGGAGGGCCAGCCAGGAGGGAAGGAGGCAGAGGAGGACAAGGGGCAGAUGCAGAGUGACGACCAUGUGGAGUUGGAGGGCCGUGCCCUGUCGAUGGCGCGGGGCCUGAGCGCCCAGCUGCGAGCGGCCUGCAGUGGCGUGGUGUCCACUGCGCAGGGGCUCCCCGUGUCGGUACAGGAGCAGGUGGCCGCGGCGCUGCGGGCGGCCGAAGAGCUGCAGGCAUCUCUGGGUGGAGCCACGUCCUUCUCCAACCCCCUCUUGGCACAGAGCCGUGCUCGCAUGGCACAGGUGCGCCAGUCUGUGGAUGCCACCAUGGAGUACCUGCUCAACAACACCCCCCUCAACUGGCUGGUGGGGCCCUUCUCUCCCCAGAUCACAGAGAAAUCUGAGGAAGGGGAGCAGGGGGUCCCCCAGAGCCAGGGGCAGUAAGGGGGGGACACACACAAGAGUGCUUGCAGAGUCAGUUCCUUCCGCCCAACUGUUCAGCCAUUCGUAUUCUCUGUCUCGGUACACGCAAGGCCUGCGAGUGCAGUGUCUGCUAUCCCCUCUCCCCUCUCCCUGUCAGACGUGUUAACAGGCCCUCCUUUCCCUGGUUGCAAGACUCAGUGCUCGGCUGUGUCUCACUGCAUGGCUCCCAGUCUGGCAUCUCCACUGUGUUAAACUGCUGUGUACUGCCCUUCCACAGGGAAAAAGCAGUGACAAUACAGAGCACAAAGAGGAGCACACAGGCAGUUCAUGAUUGUCUUUCCCUGUACAUGCAGGGCCUGAAGCAGAUGCUCUUGUAGAAAGCUGUUAAAUGUGUGGGAACAAGUAAUAGGUUUAUUCCGUGCUGAAGAGAGAAGAAAGAAAACAACGUUUCGUCUGUGGAGACUUCUUCAG